Paramacrobiotus metropolitanus is the source of this 2958-nucleotide messenger RNA. RefSeq lists its product as uncharacterized. Gene Ontology annotation, molecular function: nucleic acid binding; zinc ion binding. The record is from RefSeq and is a predicted model, not a curated record. The transcript is spliced from 5 exons. Lineage: Eukaryota; Metazoa; Tardigrada; Eutardigrada; Parachela; Macrobiotidae. Bases 691 to 2283 code for a protein of 530 amino acids.
UCAAAAUCCCGAUGAAAUGAAAAUUUAAAACUUCACAAAUCAGUCCCGAACUAAACUUUUCUUCUUCCACUUCUCAUUAUCGACUCUCUUUUCAGAGAUUCUGGACGAAUAUAAGUCGAUGAUUUUAUUAUUUCGCAGGGCUGCUGCUGCUUUGGGUUCUAGGACAAACUAUCAAUCAUUAGGGCCGGGAUAAUUUGCCACUGUGCCGUGCCGUCUGUACGUCACACAUUCGUGAAUAAUUUAGCGGAGGUUUCUCCUUUAGGAGUCCUGGAGUUCGUUACCAUUGACUCCUGAUAACAAAUCUGCCAUUAGUUUCGAGUUUUAGACCCUUCCGGCUGAUGAAUUUACACUCUUUUCCUGUGUAGUAUUGUUCUCUGGGCCCUGUAUCCCGGAAGACAUCCGAACGGGAAGAACACAACUACACCAGCUGCGUUUGACGGCCAUUUUUGAGACGACGCGCCAGACAGUUCCUACUCUGCCACUCAUUACCACACACCCGCUCAGACAAGUCUAUUCAUUCCCUGCCAUUCCGGAACAUUCCAAGACGAAUUUGCCGUUUUUUUAUUUUGCGAAGCCUGCUGUUGUUUUCGACAUUGUGAUCUUUAAAGUUGAAAGGUCUCCGAACGUGGAAACGAACUGAAAAUUCCUUAAGCAUAGCGCUGAUCACCCGGAUUACGAAUCACUGUGGCCAUGUCGUCGAGAGCGUCCUCCAGUACCAGCGAGUACACAUCCGCCAAGGUGUUGGCCUGGGCUCGCGGUCUAGAGACAUUUGAGCGCAUUGAUUUCGUCUAUCUGCUGAUGCACAGUCUAUUCCCCACGGAGCUGCGCUACAUUCACGGCGUUAUUGACGGGUUUCUCAAGCGGGAUGAAUCCCUGUACACCAACUCACUGAAUCAGGCCAAUAAUUUUGUACGCUUGUCGCAUUUCUAUGAGAACUACGAUCCGCGCAACGUGAUGGCGAACGAUGGGUUGCGGCGCCAGUUUAUUGUGGAUUUGUCGGCGUUGCACCCCCUGAAUUUCUAUUGUGCCGAUAUCUUCUUUGGGGUGCUACAGCGCGCCGAACUGGGAACGUGGAAUUUCAACGGGGACAGUCAGAAGCUGCUGCGGGAGUUGAUCCUCAUCACGAUUAUGGUCGCACGUCAUGCCGCUUUCCGCUUCGACAAUAGGUUGUUUAUUUGGAAUAUCUCCAAAAUUCUGUCGCAAAAACUGCAAGCAUUGAAGGAGGCGGAAGAACAGGCCGAACUGGCAAGGCAGGAGACAGAGGAAGAGCCAGAACAGCCUAAAGUGGACCUAAUCCCGGCAGCUAAUGCUAACCCUGUGGAACACCAGCCUACCAUAACCGCUUCUGGUUCCCUGGUUAGGGCCGACAGAUUACCGAAUGGCUAUUACGAACAUCCACAUCCACCUGCAGCGCCCUUCGUCGAAGUUGAGAAAAACCCGCAGAAGCCGGCUAUGUAUAAUCCCAAUUUUCCGCCGCUUUCUGCUGCAGUCCAGUCUCCUUUACUCCCUGGUGGAAUGGUCAAUCACAGACCAAAAGCUCCGUCCGUACCGGCCCGGAUGAAUGAGAAUGUUGGGAGAAAUUUUUAUGAUUGCAGUGUAUCCUCCCCAACGUAUCCUCCGAAGAAAACGGCUGAGCCAUCUGUGAUUCCCCGAAGUAACUCAGUAGAACAUUGUGAUCUCCAGAAACGUCAUUCAGAAACACCGAAAGUCGAGAAGUCGGCCAUCCAUGGUGGUAAGGGCUUGGCACCUCAGCAGUCGAUGUCUUCCACUGCGGAAUUUCCACGCCUGCCCAGCGACAGUAUGCCCAUUAGACCAAACGUGGUGGCACCGGUUGCCGGAUUCUUCCCCGAAAACAUGCGGAGUGAUAUGGCCGGAGUGGGCAAGAGGAACUCCACCGAACCGGAAGAACUUCGCCAUGCAGUUCCCAACGCCGAGCAGUGGCCUGUGCAUAUGAAUAACCCGUUACCACCAGGCAUCACUGGAGCAUUUCCACGUAUUUAUUCCAUAACUGGACCGAAUGGCCCGCGUUUGCCCAGUCAUGUUCCUUACAUGGUGCAGCCGAUGCAUCCUCCGAACUUCCCGGCUCAGUCAGUUCCGCUAUAUCAAAAGCCUGUGUCAUGUUAUAAUUGCGGGGUAACUGGGCAUAUUGGAGAAUACUGUCCCCGAAAGAAGCAGCUAGAUCCAGAAGAAGCCGAAAAAUAUUGCCCUCUUCAACGCGACGCCAAACUGUAUCCGGAAAAAGGUCGACCGUCGUCACGAUUACCUGGGCGCCACCAUACAUAAUCCUUGUUGCAUCCUAGCUAAUUCUCAACACUGCUCCAGCAUUUAAAAUGUUUGUUACUGGUUCGUUAUCCAGCAGAUUACCGUUUUUAUUCGUUCGUGGCAACGGAGACCUGCCUUGUCCUUUCAACAAGGCGCAGUAUAAAUUUUGCGCAGAGGUCAAGAAAUGAAGCGCUGCCACUGGCACGCAAGAGUGCGCCAUGCGGUGGAUAACUUCCCUGUAAUCUCACUUAGCCGAAAAUUGAGGUCUGGAGAUGCUGGUUUUAUUUUUGUUGUUUGGAGGAGUCUGGGGGAGAGCUGUUAAGACCGACGAAUGUGCAACCGUUUUGGUCUGUGGAGCUCUUAUUUGUUCCUUUUUUACUGGUGACGUCAUGGCUGCGGCAGUGUUUUCGUGAUUUGCCUUUUCUAUGGAAAUGUUACGCUACUCUUAUUGUUGUUAAUCCAAGUGGCCGCUCAGGGUUGUAGAUACGUACCUACCUACCUGUAUUUGUGUUUGAUACUUGCUUUAUUGCGCUGUACUUAAUUUUCACUGCUUUCGCAACUGUGCAAAAAUUCUUUACAAUUUACAGUGUAUCUUUAUGAGAAAAAGUCGAUCUUUAUCUGAUCGUUGAAAUCUUCAAAUUGAUAAUUUCUCUUUUGCAACUGCCAAUACUAAAGUCUAUCGGAAUUAAAAAUCUU